Messenger RNA from Oncorhynchus nerka (sockeye salmon), 10931 nucleotides. RefSeq names its product lysine-specific demethylase 2B-like. The transcript is spliced from 21 exons. Gene Ontology annotation, molecular function: DNA binding; histone demethylase activity; transcription coregulator activity. Gene Ontology annotation, biological process: regulation of transcription by RNA polymerase II; protein demethylation. Bases 167 to 4360 code for a protein of 1397 amino acids. The record is from RefSeq and is a predicted model, not a curated record. NCBI's taxonomy places the organism in Eukaryota, Metazoa, Chordata, Actinopteri, Salmoniformes, Salmonidae.
GACGUUGUCCAACAAUGUUUUGAUUCUGUCGGUGACGUUAUCCAGCACAAAACAAAUAUGGUUACCACUUAGUUGAGUCGAAACGCAGUGAUAAUUAGUUUAAAUGUGAUUAUUAUAAUUUUUUAAAUGAAGGGCUGAACAGAUACACUAGGCAAGGGCUCAGAUCAUGGAAGCUGGUGCAGAUUCUGGACGCAAGCUGCGCUCCAUCUGCCGGACAAUGUACGACGAAAAUGAGGACUUCUCUGACGUUGAAGAAAUUGCAAAUGUCAGGGGUUUUAAUCUGGAGGAGAAACUUGUUAGCAAUUCGUACAACAGACAUUUCGUUCAGUUGAUGGACGGCAAAGAUUUCACUUAUGAGUAUGUUCAAAGAGAAGCACUUCAGACCCCUCUUAUUUUCAAAGCCAAAGAUGGACUGGGGCUCAGAAUGCCAGACCCGGAGUUCACCGUCAGUGAGAUUAAGGGUUUGGUUGGUAGCCGUCGUGCCGUUGAUGUGAUGGACGUGAGCACUCAGAAAGGCUCUGAGAUGAGCAUGGCCCAGUUUGCCCGCUACUAUGAGACGCCUGAGGAGGAGCGGGACAAACUAUUUAAUGUUAUCAGCCUGGAGUUCAGCCACACCAAACUGGAGAACCUCGUCAAGAGGCCCACUGUGGUGGAUCUAGUGGACUGGGUGGACAACAUGUGGCCCCUUAAACUGAAACAAAGACAAACUGAAGCCACUAAUGUCAUCUCAGAGAUGAAGUACCCCAAAGUACAGAAGUACUGUUUGAUGAGCGUGAAGGGCUGCUAUACUGACUUCCACAUUGAUUUCGGGGGCACGUCUGUGUGGUAUCACGUGUUCAAGGGAGGAAAGGUGUUCUGGCUGAUGCCUCCGACACCUCAUAACCUUGCCCUGUAUGAGGACUGGGUUCUGUCAGGCAAGCAGAGUGACGUCUUCCUGGGAGAUCGUGCAGAUGGCUGCCAGAGAGUUGAGCUAAAGCAGGGCUACACCUUCUUCAUCCCCUCCGGCUGGAUUCAUGCAGUCUACACCCCCGAGGACACACUGGUGUUCGGAGGCAACAUUCUGCACAGCUUUAACAUUCCCAUGCAACUCUCAAUCUAUGAGAUAGAGAACAGGACUAAGGUUCAUUCCAAGUUCCGCUACCCGUUCUACAAUGAGAUGUGCUGGUAUGUCCUGGAGAGGUACGUGCACUGCCUGACCAAGCGCUCCCAUCUCGCUCCGGAGUUUCACAGAGAUCCUCUGCUAAUCGAUUUGGAGACGAAGCUGAGCACUGAGAGCCCUUCCUCUGACUCGCGGAGUCAGGACAUGGACGAGGAGGACUCCUGCGAGACGCAGCAGGAACGAGAUGAACGGAGUGACAGGUCAGCAUUUGAUGACCCCUGCUCUCCUGAUAACAGGAAGGGUAAACCCAGCGUCCCUCAGCCUCUUAAAGCUGCCUUGGAUGAUAGCUGCAACCCCACCUCCAUCCAGCCUCCAGAGUUCACCAAAACCCCCUCUGGUUCGCCAGGCUCAGAGUCUCAGAGUAAAUGGACUCAUUUGACUGAGUUUGAACUGAAGGGCCUUAAGGCCCUGGUGGAGAAGCUGGAAGCACUCCCUGAAAAUAAGAAAUGUGUCCCAGAUGGUAUGGAGGACCCCCAGGCCCUGCUGGAUGACAUGAAGGUUGUCUUGAAGGAACAUGAAGACGAUGAUCCCAAAAUGGCUGCCACUGGUGUACCUGUGGUGUGCUGGCCCAAGAAGUCUACCAAGCAGCAGAGACCUCCCAACAGGCCCAAACCCAAAAUGGCGGCCUCGUCUCCUGUGCCUGCGGUCAAGCUGUCGGCCAGCCGGAACACGUCUGGGGCCCGGAGAAGGAGGACGCGAUGUCGGAAGUGUGAGGCGUGCCUGAGGACAGAGUGUGGAGAAUGCCACUUCUGUAAAGACAUGAAGAAGUUUGGAGGGCCGGGUCGCAUGAAACAGUCCUGCAUCAUGAGGCAGUGUAUCGCGCCUGUCCUGCCCCACACUGCGGUGUGUCUGGUGUGUGGGGAGGCAGGGAAGGAGGACACGGUGGAGGAAGAGGAGGACAAAUUUAACCUCAUGCUCAUGGAGUGCUCCAUCUGCAAUGAGAUAGUCCAUCCCCUCUGCCUAAAGGUGAAGAAUUCUGCUGGAGUUGUAAAUGAAGAGUUGCCAAACUGCUGGGAGUGUCCAAAAUGCAACCAUGCAGGGAAGACCGGGAAAUUGUCUUCCCUUGUUUCUUCCCUUUUGGCUGUCAAGCAAAAAAGAGGACCAGGAUUCAAGUACGCGUCCAACCUUCCCGGGUCGCUGCUGAAGGACUCGCGAUUGAACCGUGACGUUAAGGAAGAGUCCGACCUGCCCAGUGUGCCAACAUCACCCACUGCAGUGAAGAGGAAGGCAGAGCGUGAUGACACCCCCAAGAGGAAAGCAGAGGAAUAUCCUCCUCUGAAGAAACGUUCUCCCAUGUUGUCUCUGGGUGGGCUACCUCAUCCCCGACCCAGGCCUGAGGACAACCCUCUGAGGAAGAAGAGGAAGCUGUUCGACAUCAAAGAUGAGGACGAGCCUCCUGUUGUCAAGAAAAAGAAGAAGCCCCCAAAACCUGAUGACACCUUCACCUCCAAGCUGUUACGGCCCAUCAAGCAAGAGAAAGUUGAUGAGGACGAAGACCAUGAAGAUGACAGAUACACAGGGGACAGGGUUGCAGCUAAAGGGAAAAGAGAAGAGGAGGAAGAUAAGGAGGAUGAUGAGGAGGAAGAAGAGGAGAAAGAUGGUGUAGAGGACAGUAAAGAUGGUAAAGUAAAGACUAUGCUGAGUCCACUGCUACGGACGUCUGCAGCCAGAGAGAGUGACCAGUCCUGCUCCAGCUCUCCCCGGGCAGGGCCCAGCAGUGAGGGGGGCGAUGCCCCAGACAAGACACUUGGCCAGCUGAAGGCACACCAGCGUCGCCGCCUACCCAACAAAGAGCUGAGCAAGGAGCUGAGCAAAGAGCUCAACCUGGAGAUCCAGAAGACCGAGGACUGCUUGGCCAAUCAGAACCGCAGACCACUGAAGGGGGAGAACAGCCCAACCAAUAACAACCGUCGACCACUGAAGACUGAGGACUCCUCUAUCAAUCAGAACCGCAGACCACUAAAAACAGAGGACUCCCCCACCAAUCAUAACCGCAGGCCAAUUAAGACAGAGGAUGGCCUAUCCAAUCACAACCGUCGACCAUUGAAGACAGAGGACUGCUUGGCCAAUCAGAACCACAAGCCAAUGAAGACAGAGCCUGAGAGUGACGGGGAGGAGCCUAAGCCUAAACGGCCACUCGACAACGGCAGCAGUGACCUCGGAGACUGGCUCCACCCCAGGGGGCGGGAGGUGAAUGGGACGCCCCGCCAGCUCUCGCCCCUGGGGUGGAACCGCAGCCCUCCGAUCACACCUAUUUGCCCACGCCCCCAUCCCUGCCAUUCACCGCCCAAGUGUGUACAGAUGGAGCGUCACGUGAUCCGGCCGCCUCCCAUCAGCCCCCCACCAGACAGACUUCCCCUGGAUGACGGACAGGCCCACGUGAUGCGCAGGGAGGUGUGGAUGGUCGUGUUCAGCCACCUCGCACACAGAGACCUGUGUGUCUGCAUGCGUGUCUGCAAGACCUGGAACAGAUGGUGCUGUGAUAAGAGGCUGUGGACGCGGGUCGAUCUGAACCGCUGUAAGUCCAUCACUCCCCUCAUGCUGAGUGGCAUCAUCCGCAGACAGCCUGUGGCUCUGGACCUCAGCUGGACCAACAUCUCCAAGAAGCAGCUCAGCUGGCUCAUCAACAGGCUGCCAGGUCUGCGGAUGCUGCUGCUCUCAGGCUGCUCCUGGGUGGCUGUGUCUGCCCUCUGCACCGCCAGCUGCCCGCUGCUGCGGACCCUGGACGUCCAGUGGGUAGAGGGUCUCAAAGAUGCCCAGAUGAGGGAUCUGCUCUCACCCCCCACAGACAACAGACCAGGUCAGCUGGACAACAGGAGUAAGCUGCGAAAUGUGGUGGACCUGCGUCUGGCCGGGCUGGACAUCACGGACACCUCUCUGCGCCUCCUCAUCCGCUACAUGCCCCAGCUGACCAGACUGGACCUGAGCUACUGCAACCACGUCACUGACCAGUCAGUCAACAUCCUGACCGCUGCAGGGACCACCACCAGAGACUCGCUCACUGACAUCAACCUCUCCGUGUGCAACAGAGUCACGGACCAGUCCCUGACUUACUUCAAGCGCUGUGGAAGCAUUUGUCAUAUUGACUUGCGAUACUGCAAGCAGGUGACCAAAGAGGGCUGCGAGCAAUUCAUUGCUGAGAUGUCAGUGAGUGUACAGUUUGAACUAGUAGAGGAGAAACUACUGCUGAAACUCAGCUAGUGGACAAACAGCAGGUUGACGAAGACUGUACUGUAUGCACUGGCUAGCUAGGAAACUCGUCAGAUUAAGGAACUGGCAAGGGUGAUGUUAUCACCAUGGAGACGGUGUUGUAUUUCACGCACCUCUGUGCAAAAAAACAACCUACAUUGGAAAUGGCAUAAGACAUUUUAAAAGUGACUGUUGCCCUGAUACUCAUUGAAUGGCUCUUGUGCUGCAGAAGCAAGAAUGUUUUCCAAAACAGGAUGUUCAAUAUGUAAGGCAGGACACCUGGCUGUACUGGAAAUUUGACAGAGCAUGUUUUUUUUUCUUCCUUUGUCUUUGCUAAGAUAUUGAAGUAUUUAUUUUUUUCUUUCUGCAAGUGAACUCUAUACAUACAUACAUACAUACAUACAUACAGUGGGGCAAAAAAGUAUUUAGUCAGCCACCAAUUGUGCAAGUUCUCCCACUUAAAAAGAUGAGAGAGGCCUGUAAUUUUCAUCAUUGGUACACUCCAACUAUGACAGACAAAAUGAGGGAAAAAAAUCUAGAAAAUCACAUUGUAGGAUUUUGUAAUGAAUUUAUUUGCAAAUUAUGGUGGAAAAUAAGUAUUUGGUCAGCUACAAACAAGCAAGAUUUCUGGCUCUCACAGACCUUCUUUAAGAGGCUCCUCUGUCCUCCACUCGUUACCUGUAUUAAUGGCACCUGUUUGAAAUUGUUAUCAGUAUAAAAGACACCUGUCCACAACCUCAAACAGUCACACUCCAAACUCCACUAUGGCCAAGACCAAAGAGCUGUCAAAGGACACCAGAAACAAAAUUGUAGACCUGCACCAGGCUGGGAAGACUGAAUCUGCAAUAGGUAAGCAGCUUGGUUUGAAGAAAUCAACUGUGGGAGCAAUUAUUAGGAAAUGGAAGACAUACAAGACCACUGAUAAUCUCCCUCGAUCUGGGGCUCCACGCAAGAUCUCACCCCGUGGGGUCAAAAUGAUCACAAGAACGGUGAGCAAAAAUCCCAGAACCACAUGGGGGGACCUAGUGAAUGACGUGCAGAGAGCUGGGACCAAAGUAACAAAGCCUACCAUCAGUAACACACUACGGCGCCAGGGACUCAAAUCCUGCAGUGCCAGACGUGUCCCCCUGCUUAAGCCAGUACAUGUCCAGGCCCGUCUGAAGUUUGUUAGAGAGCAUUUGGAUGAUCCAGAAGAAUAUUGAAGAAUAUUGGGAGAAUGUCAGAUGGUCAGAUGACCAAAAUAUAACUUUUUGGUAAAAACUCAACUCGUCGUGUUUGGAGGACAAAGAAUGCUGAGUUGCAUCCAAAGAAUAUCAUACCUACUGUGAAGCAUGGGGUAGAAACAUCAUGCUUUGGGGCUGUUUUUCUGCAAAGGGACCAGGACGACUGAUCCGUGUAAAGGAAAGAAUGAAUGGGGCCAUGUAUCGUGAGAUUUUGAGUGAAAACCUCCUUCCAUCAACAAGGGCAUUGAAGAUGAAAUGUGGCUGGGUCUUUCAGCAUGACAAUGAUCCCAAACACACCACCCAGACAAUGAAGGAGUGGCUUCGUAAGAAGCAUUUCAAGGUCCUGGAGUGGCCUAGCCAGUCUCCAGAUCUCAACCCAUAGAAAAUCUUUGGAGGGAGUGGAAAGUCCGUGUUGCCCAGCAACAGCCCCAAAACAUCAUUGCUCUAGAGGAGAUCCGCAUGGAGGAAUGGGCCAAAAUACCAGCAACAGUGUGUGAAAACCUUACAGAAAACGUUUGACCUCUGUCAUUGCCAACAAAGGGUAUAUAACAAAGUAUUGAGAUAAACUUUGACCAAAUACUUAUUUUCCACCAUAAUUUGCAAAUGAAUUCAUAAAAAAUCCUACAACGUGAUUUUCUGGAUUUUUCCCUCAUUUUGCUUGUCAUAGUUGAAGUGUACCUAUGAUGAAAAUUACAGGCCUCUCUCAUAUUUUUAAGUGGGAGAACUUGCACAAUUGGUGGCUGACUAAAUACUUUUUUGCCCCACUGUACGUACGUACAUACAUACAUACAUACAUACAUACAUACAUACAUACAUACAGUUGAAGUCGGAAGUUUACAUACACCUUAGCCAAAUACAUGUAAACUUUUUUUCACAAUUCCUGACAUUUAAUCCUAGUAAUAAUUCCAUGUCUUAGGUCAGUUAGGAUCACCACUUUAUUUUAAGAAUGUGAAAUGUCAGAAUAGUAGUCGAGAGAAUGAUUUAUGUCAGCUUUUAUUUCUUUCAUCACAUUCCCAGUGGGUCAGAAGUUUACAUACACUCAAUUAGUAUUUGGUAGCUUUGCCUUUAAAUUGUUUAACUUGGGUCAAAUGUUUCGGGUAGCCAUCCACAAGCUUCCCACAAUAAGUUGGGUGAAUUUUGUCCUGUUCCUCCUGACAGAGCUGGUGUGACUGAGUCAGGUUUGUAGGCCUCCUUGCUCGCACACACUUUUUCAGUUCUGCCCACAAUUUUUUUAUAGGAUUGAGGUCAGGGCUUUGUGAUGGCCACUCCAAUACCUUGACUUUGUUGUCCUUAAGCCAUUUUGCCACAACUUUGGAAGUAUACUUGGGGUCAUUGUCCAUUUGGAAGAUGCCUUUGCGACUAAGCUUUAACUUCCUGACUGAUGUCUUGAGAUGUUGCUUCAAUAUAUCCACAUGCUUUUCCCACCUCAUGACCCCAUCUAUUUUGCGAUGUGCAUGUGCAACAUGAUGCUGCCACUCUUGUGGUUCACGGUUGGGAUGGUGUUCUUCAGCUUGCAAGCCUCUCCCUUUUUCCUCCAAACAUAACGAUGGUCAUUAUGGCCAAUCUGUUCUAUUUUUGUUUCAUUCUCCAAAAAGUACGAUCUUUGUCCCCAUGUGCAGUUGCAAACCAUAGUCUGGCUUUUUUUAUGGCGGUUUUGGAGCAGUGGCUUCUUCCUUGCUGAGCGGCCUUUCAGGUUAUGUCGAUAUAGGACUCGUUUUACUGUGGAUAUAGAUACUUUUGUACCUGUUUCCUCCAGCAUCUUCACAAGGUCCUUUGCUGUUGUUCUGGGAUUGAUUGGCACUUUUCGCACCAAAGUACGUUCAUCUCUAGGAGACAGAACGCAUCUCCUUCCUGAGCGGUAUGCCGGCUGCAUGGUCCCAUGGUGUUUAUACUUGCAUACUAUUGUUUGUACAGAUGAACGUGGUACCUUCAGGCCUUUGGAAAUUGCUCCCAAGGAUGAACCAGACUUGUGGAGGUCUACAAUUUCUUUUCUGAGGUCUUGGCUGAUUUCUUUUGAUUUUCCCAUGAUGUCAAGCAAAGAGGCACUGUGUUUGAAGGUAGGCCUUGAAAUACAUCCACAGGUACACCUCCAAUUGACUCAAAUGAUAUAAAUUAGCCUAUUAGAAGCUUCUAAAGCCAUGACAUCAUUUUCUGGAAUGUUCCAAGCUUCUGACUCACUGGAUUUGUGAUACAGUGAAUUAUAAGUGAAAUAAUCUGUCUGUAAACAAUUGUUGGAAAAAUGACUUGUAUCAUGCACAAAGUAGAUGUCCUAACCUACUUGCCAAAAUUACAGUUUAUUAAAAAGACAUUUGUGGAGUGGUUGAAAAAUGAGUUUUAAUGACUCCAACCUAAGUGCAUGUAAACUUCAACUAUAUAUAUAUAUAUAUAUAUACACACACAAUACCAUUCAAAAGUUUGGGGUAAUUUAAAAAUGUCCUUAUUUUUUAAAGAAAAUCCUAUUUUUUUGUCUGUUUAAAAUAACAUAAAAUUGAUCAGAAAUGCAGUGUAGACAGUGUUAAUGUUGUAAAUGACUAUUGUAGCUGGAAACGGCAGAUUGUUUAUGGAAUAUCUACAUAGGCGUACAGAGGCCCAUUAUCAGCAACCAUCACUCCUGUGUUACGAUGCCACGUUGUGUUAGCUAAUCCAAGUUUAUAAUUUGAAAAGGCUAAUUGAUCAUUAGAAAACCCUUAUGGAAUUAUGUUAACACAGCUGAAAACUGUUGUGCUGAUUUAAAGAAGAAAUACAACUGAGCAAGAGGACAAGUACAUAAGAAUGUCUAGGUUGUGAAACAGACGCCUCACACGUCCUCAACUGGCAGCUUCAUUAAAUAGUACCCGCAAAACAUCGUCAACAGUGAAGAGGCGACUCCAGGAUGCUGGCCUUCUUGGCAGAGUUGCAAAGAAAAAGCCAUAUCUCAGACUGGCCAAUAAAAAAAAGAAGGUUAAGAUGGGCAACAGAUCACAGACACUGGACAGAGGAACUCUGCCUAGAAGAGCAGUAUCCCGGAGUCGCCUCUUCACUGUUGACGUUGAGACUGGUGUUUUUAAAAACAAGGACAUUUUUAAGUGACACCAAACUUUUGAACGGUAGUGUAUGUAUGUACGUACGUACACACACACACACACACACACACACACACUGAGUGAAAAAAACAUUAGGAACACCUUCCUAAUAUGGAGUUGCACCAUUUUGCCCUCAACAGCCUCAUUACGUUGGGGACUCUACAAGGUGUCAAGUUUUCUCCAAUGCUUCCUACAGUUGUGUCAAGUUGGCUGGAUGUACUUUGGGUGGUGGAUCAUUCUUGAUACACACGGGAAACUGUUGCGUGUGAAAAACCCAGCAGUGUUGCAGUUCUUGCCUCACUCAAACUGGUGUGCCUGGCUCCUACUACCGUAACCUUUUGAAAGGCACUUAAAUCUUUUGUCUUCCCAUUCCACUUCUGAAUGGCACACAUACAUAAGACAUGUCUCAAUUGUUGCAAGGCUUAGAAAUCCUUUUAUAACGGGUCUCCUCCCCUUCAUCUACACUGGUUUGAAGUGGAUUUAACAUCACAUUAAUAAGGGACCAUAGCUUUCACCGGGAUUCACCUGGUCAGUCUGUCAUGGAAAGAGCAGGUGUUCUCUUUCCAUGAGGAAUGAUUGUUUUGGGUUAAAAACCACUCCAGGCCACUCUUGAACAUCUAAAAAUAUCUGACCUGCAAAUUUGCUUUUGACGAACACAUCGUUCCGAAAAUAAAUCUUUGCGGCUCAACGUUUAAUUUUGAAAAGUCGAUGUGGCCCUGGAGCCAAAAUGAUAGGCCACCCCUGGUGUACACAAUGGUCAUGUUUUUCUCAUUUUGUUAAUGAUUUUCUUUUGUUGCAGCGCACCGUUUAUGCAUUAGAACAAUCUUUUUAAUCAAAGUGUUUCAUACUUUUGUGCAGUACUGAAUGCACUGAUUUACAUGUACCAUUUUGAUUGAAAAGUGUCAAUCUGCCUCACUGUUUGUUUUUUACUAUUUAGACUCAAACCUCUGAAGAUUUAUGCCAAUAGAGCAGUAGCUUGUUUUCUGUGCAGGUGUUUUAUAUUGUAUUUAUUUAAGUGCUGCUAUUUCAUUUUGAUAUUUGUAUUUGUCUGUACACAGGUACUUUCUCCUUUCCAUAGAACAGUUGUUUUUACUCCACUUCAAUUUCUAAAUAUCUAUAAAAAUCGAUUUCCACUGAUUGACAAUUUGUUUUAUAUUACUGUACUUUCCCAGGUUUAUCAAGCCAGUGUGAGUUGGCACCAGUGACCGUUUGCUAGAGGAAGCAUCAUGAGACUGAUUUAAAGUCUACUGUCAAUCAGUCUCCGUAUACUAGGCUGUUUUUAAUUGUAUUUAUUUUUUACAAGGGAUUCUCACACCUAUAGAUGCAGGUUUUAAAGACAUGCUCCUGAACUUUGCUGACUAGUGAGUCUUUUUUAAACCUCACACUUUCGACUGAAUGUGUCAAUGCCGUUCAUACAUGCAUAAUCUAUGAACAGAAUUACUGUUCCAUGAAAUCGCUAGUUUGAAAGUGACUGUUUACUGGAAACUGUAGGCUCUGCCAUUUUCCCCUCACGUGGGCUUGCCCCCUAGCAAUUUGGGCUUCAGCCCCUCGCAAUCAAAUUGUAUUUGUCACGUGCGCCGAAUACAAUGGUUGUAGACUUAACCGUAUAAUGCUUGAGUGACAGCUAGCAAGAUGUACACAUAAUAGAGAGAGAAAGCAAUGAUGUGGUAUGCCAUUUUCGGGGACCAGUUUUAUCUUAUGAGCACUACUUUCAGAGCUACUGGCUAAAAAGUAUACAGAAGUACUGAAGAAUCUCUUUAACCAGACACAGUAUAGUAUGUGUAUAUGGCAUAAUAAUAACCUGCAUACACAAGUAAAGCCACUACUUACUACUGGUGUAAUAUAAGGAAUGUAGUCAGUUACCUGUCAGACACUGACGUACAGUUCCCCAGUUUGUAUUUAACUCGUGUUAAUUACAGGAAAUAACAAAAGUAUGGCUACUGGGGGGUCCUAAUGUGUAUAUAAAUCUACUUUUUUUGUAUGAGGACAGGCCUAACUACCAACCAUGUCUUCCCUGUGCAGUUGGGAAAUAUUUUAGUACUAGUAUGUCAUUGGUUCAACUGUAUAUACUGUAUAGAGAACUGUUUGUGACUUGAGUUAUAAAAAUUCAUUCUAAAUACUGAACUCUAUUUUUGGUCAUGUUUCCACGAUCGUCUUAAUUUAUCUUUUUGGUCAUGUUUAUAAGCAUUGAGUGCAAUAUGUAAACAAAAACAUUUGUGAAAUAUGUUUAAAGUAUGUCAUAUGUUGGAUUAUCUAUUCACGGUUUUUACAUUCUGAAAUAAAGACCUUAAACAUCAA